UUUCUUUAAGUAAAUAAUCUCUGGCUCAGAGCGACAAGAAACAGAUCGAGUUAUUCGUUUAAAGAGACUGUUUGACUACUUCUUAAACUAUUUCCCUCAACACGGCAAAGGCGAUUCGUUUUGAAAGACACCAGAGCAUCAUGUCUGCAGAUCUGGAUCUUUCUACUCCAGAGGUUCCUGAGCCCACGCUCUUUGAGAGUCUCUUGCAUUAUGGAUUAUUUUUAGGAGCCAUUUUUCAACUUGUCUGUAUAGUAGCAAUAAUCAUACCCACAUCCAAGAGCCAUGAACCUACAUCAGAACCAGCUGACACUCGCAGCGCCGAGCAGAACAGAAAGCCAAAGGGACCCGUUCAACAAAUCCGACAGAAAAUGAAAAAGGAGAGCAAGAAAAGGAGAUAGAAUAUAUACAUAGUCACCAAGUGUGUACGAUUUUGUGAGUGAAAGAAUAAAACUGAGAGACAAAGACUGAAGGUGCAACACUUACCUUGUUUACGGACCAGGUGUGUAACACACUAAUUCAAAAUAU
Molecule: messenger RNA, 525 nt
Organism: Xyrauchen texanus (razorback sucker)
Lineage: Eukaryota; Metazoa; Chordata; Actinopteri; Cypriniformes; Catostomidae
Product: protein MANBAL-like
Exons: 3
Coding region: 141-398 (85 amino acids)
Cellular component (GO): membrane
Source: RefSeq, a predicted model, not a curated record